Messenger RNA from Spizellomyces punctatus DAOM BR117, 939 nucleotides. RefSeq names its product HAD hydrolase, family IA. The transcript has a single exon. The record is from RefSeq and is a predicted model, not a curated record. The coding region runs from base 185 to 910 and encodes 241 amino acids. Lineage: Eukaryota; Fungi; Chytridiomycota; Chytridiomycetes; Spizellomycetales; Spizellomycetaceae.
AGCCACCACCGAAACCCAUCCGCCCCGGCGUUCGUGGAAGGCUCCCCGCGCCCCGGCGUCAGCCCUGGCAACUAAGCCCCCGCCCCCGUCCCCCGACGAUCAGCGCUCUUGGUCCGGGGGUUUCUUUAAAAGCAGCGGCCCCAUUCUUACUCUGGACACUUUUGAACCCAAACGACCAACGAUCAUGACUGUCACCAUCAACCACAUUCUCUUUGACUGCGACAAUACGCUCGUCCUGUCAGAGCAUCUUGCCUUUGAAGCCUGUUGCGGACUCAUCAACGAAAUCCUUGCCCAACAUAAUGUCUCCGUCCAGUUUACACCACAGGAGCUCAUUUCCGAGUUUGUUGGAAUGAACUUUCGCGGAAUGGUCGUUGCACUGCAGAAAAAGUAUGGAUUUCCCAUACCCGAAGACGAACUCACACGACUGGUGCGGGAAGAAGAGGACAGAGUGAUUGCAAAGUUGUCUGCGAUGGUGGAGCCAUGUGUCGGCGUUAACGAGGUUCUGGAUAAGCUCUACAAGGAGAAGCAAUAUGGACUGGCUGUAGUGUCUUCCUCUGCUGAGCGGCGGGUCCGCGCAUCCCUGGUCAAGGCGGGUCAAGACGCAUAUUUCCCUGAAAACCACAUCUUUAGUGCCGCUACGUCUCUUCCUACUCCCACAUCCAAACCGGAUCCAGCAGUGUAUACCUUUGCCUGCAAAGUCAUUGGCAAGCAGCCUGAGCAAUGCGUGGCCGUGGAAGACAGCAAAUCGGGAACACUGAGUGCUGUGCGAGCGGGCAUCCCGGUCGUUGGCUAUGUGGGAAGUUAUGAGCCUGAGCGUCAGGAGGAGAUGACAAAGGUCCUGCAGGAGGCUGGAGCCAAGAUUGUCAUGAGAGAUUGGAAAGAGUUUGAGGGUAUCCUUGAUAGAAUGUAAUUUAAUAUAUAUGAUACAUUUAUACGAGA